Rosa chinensis is the source of this 396-nucleotide messenger RNA. RefSeq names its product dirigent protein 1-like. The record is from RefSeq and is a predicted model, not a curated record. Lineage: Eukaryota; Viridiplantae; Streptophyta; Magnoliopsida; Rosales; Rosaceae. Bases 1 to 396 code for a protein of 131 amino acids. The transcript has a single exon.
AUGACAUUCAACUUCAUGUCGAAGCUCACUCAACAAUCCCUACCUAUACUACCACUACUAGUUUUGGUUUUUGCCAGAAGUUUAGCUAAAGCUAGUGAUCUCAAAGAAACCCAAUUAGUCUUGUACUUCCAGGAUUUCACUGCAGGUCCAAAUACCUCAAGCAUACCAGUUGCAGGCAUCGCUGGAAAGCUGUGGACCUUCACUCAAUUCGGAACAAUUUAUGUCACCGAUGACACCAUGACCCAAGGACCGAACAUAACAUCUUCCGUAGUAGGACGGGCCCACGGCAUAACGGUGGCAUCGGCACUGGACGGAAGCAAUGCCCUUGUCUUGGUGUCUCGUGUUCACAAACAUGAAGUACAAUGGCAGCACUCUAGAGAUACAAGGAAACAGUAA